AUGGGCUUUCCAUUUAAGAAGCGAGUGAAAGAAAUUUUUUAUUCGGAUCCUGCAAUGCAAAUAUUGAAGGGAAUUGUCGCGCGAGACCUCGAACACUCUGAAGGCACAGCAACGAUCACAGCCGGCGGCGUAGGCUUUACCUUCGUGAACAUUCGGCUAAAGAGCGAGCGUGGGAGUGGACUUAAUUACCAAAUUGAACUUUACGUU
Messenger RNA from Iphiclides podalirius (scarce swallowtail), 207 nucleotides. The record is from the annotation of a GenBank genome assembly. NCBI's taxonomy places the organism in Eukaryota, Metazoa, Arthropoda, Insecta, Lepidoptera, Papilionidae.